CUCAUUUUCAGCCAUGGCUAGUUACAGAAGAUCAACCUUCUUAUUCUGGUUCCUCCUUCAAGCCUUCCUCUUGCUGUCUUCCACUGUUGUCCAAUCUAAGGAUGACGACGAGAACAAUCUUCUCCAAGGGCUGAACAGCUACAGGCAGUCUCAGAACCUCCCGAUCCUGGCAAAGAACGACAAGGCAGGGUGUUUGGCUGACAAGAUAGCCGAGAAACUCGAGGACCAGCCCUGCCCCGCUGGGAGAAGUAUUGCCGUUGCCCAGCUCAGCAACUACGCCGACUCGAUGGACAAGUGUGGCAUUGGGAUGAACAACACUAGGGAGGGUGUUGUGCUGCCGGUCUGUGUCAGUAAGCUGGUGCCGACCCUCGUCCUGACGAACUACACUCAGACCCAAUUCGCGAGGUACAUCAACGACACGCGGUUUGUCGGCGCGGGGCUCGGUUCGGAGGACGACUGGAUGGUGGUUGUGCUUAGUACCGGGACUCCAGGCGGGAGCUUUGCCCGAGCUCACCGUUCGAUCCCGACGGCAGGGUUCACUGGGCUGUCGUUGUUGGUUGGAAUGCUGCUUUUGUUGUUUGUUUGAGGGGAAAAUGGGGAGGCGGCGUGAUUUUUGAAGUUGCAGGGUAUGUGUUUUAGAAGAUGUGGCUGGCCUGAAUGUAAAAGUAGUGGUGAAUGUAACGCUUAAUUAGUGUAUGGUUGUAGGGUGUGGACUCAAGAAUGAGAUUUAAGAAGUAUUGAAAAUGGUGAACCUGUUUAUGUAACCAUCUUAGCUUGUCAUGAUUGACAGUUUUAUUUGUAACAAUCAGACCAUAUUGUAUGAAUUCCAUCCGUGGUUGCAAAUCUGUAACCAGAAGGCCAGGCAUAUAAUAUAACCUUAAAAUUGCU
Molecule: messenger RNA, 888 nt
Organism: Linum trigynum
Lineage: Eukaryota; Viridiplantae; Streptophyta; Magnoliopsida; Malpighiales; Linaceae
Source: the annotation of a GenBank genome assembly